Messenger RNA from Truncatella angustata, 1578 nucleotides. RefSeq lists its product as uncharacterized. NCBI's taxonomy places the organism in Eukaryota, Fungi, Ascomycota, Sordariomycetes, Amphisphaeriales, Sporocadaceae. Gene Ontology annotation, molecular function: flavin adenine dinucleotide binding; N,N-dimethylaniline monooxygenase activity; NADP binding. Bases 1 to 1578 code for a protein of 525 amino acids. The record is from RefSeq and is a predicted model, not a curated record. The transcript has a single exon.
AUGGGUUCGAUAAAUAGCGACAUCCCGGGGCCAUUCGACGUGGAGUCCGUCGCCAUCAUCGGCGCCGGGCCCAGUGGUCUCGCAGCUGCCAAAUAUCUCCUCGCGCAGCCCUCAUCAACACCGGCAACCGGCUCUUCACACUUCAAGAGGAUAACAAUCUACGAGCAACAGCCCCAGGUCGGAGGCGUAUGGCUGUACUCCGCAUCGCCAGCACAUGCAACGCCCAUCCCGCAGACCUCCCCGCUGAGCCCUCCAGACCCGCCGCUCACAGACGGGGAGGCGGGAGAUGGGAGGCCCAUCUUCCCGAGCCCCAUGUAUGAGAGGCUCCACACCAACAUCCCGCACACGCUGAUGCAGUUCUCGGAUCUGCCCUUCACGGAUGAUAGGGGACGCACCGUGGAGCAGGACGCCGACCUGCGCAUCUUCCCGGAGCGCGAGGUCGUGCAGCGGUAUCUGGUCGAGUACGCAGCCGAGGUGCGGCAUCUGAUCCGAUUCUCGACCAGCGUGCUGGACAUCAAGCUACGGAAGGUCGCGAUCGACGGCGGUGGCGGGCGAGAGAAGGACCAGUGGGACGUGACGUCCCGGGACCUCCCGACGGGGCGCGAGGAGACGGCGACGUACGACGCCGUCGUGGUGGGGAGCGGGCACUACAGCACGACAUAUGUGCCGGACCUGUCGGGGAUCCGGGAGUUCGACCGCGCGCACCCGGGGCUGGUCUCGCACGCCAAGACGUACAGGACGCCCCGGAGCUACGAGGGGAAGAAGGUCCUGCUCGUGGGCAACUCGGCCUCGGGCCUCGACAUCGCCAGCCAGAUCACGAAGGUGUGCCGGCAGCCGCUGCUCGUGUCCGCGCAGACCGGCACGCCCGAGGAUGUCAGGGAGCACGUCGGCUUCGAGGAGGUGGCCGAGAUAUCGCACUUCCUGCCCGAGCGGCGCGGCGUGCAGCUCAAGGACGGGAGACAGGUCGCGGAUCUCGACGCCGUGCUCUUCUGCACCGGCUACCUGUACACGUUCCCGUUCUUCCGGGACGCGGAGCUGAAGGGAGAGGGAGAGGCGGGCGAGGGCGAGAAGAUCGUCACGGACGGCCGCAAGGUCCACGGGCUCUACAAGCACUUCCUCCACAUCCGGCACCCCACCCUCGCGUUCCUGGCCCUGCCGAUCAAGGUCAUCCCCUUCCCGUUCUCCGAGGCGCAGGCGGCCGUCCUGGCGCGGGCGUGGGCGAACGAGCUGCCGCUGCCCCCGGCGCGGGAGAUGCUGGAGUGGGAGCGGAGGGAGGCGAAGGAGAGGAAGCAGGGCAAGUACCACGUCUUCCCGCCGCUCGGGGACGCCGAGUACAUCAACGAGAUGCACGACUGGCUGGUCAGGGACUCGGCGAGGGGGAAGCUGCCGCCGCGGUGGGGUCCGGAGAUGUUCUGGCAGAGGGGGCUGUACGCGCAGGCGAAGAUGAAGUUCGAGAAGGGGGGCAAGAAGGCCAGGACGCUCGAGGAGCUGGGAUACGUGUACGAGCCCGACAAGGAGGGGGAGACGGAGGAGGAGGAGGCGAGGAUCAGGGAUCCUGGUCUGGACGUCGCGGGGUAG